AUGGGACAUGUCGGCAUUUUCAUCGUCGAGGAUGAUAAGGAUAGGCCAUCACUUAUAGGAUGGCGAAGUGUGAGCCCAGGCUCUCGCAUCGAAAUCUAUUCUGAGCGCGACGUAAUCCACCAGAAAAUUCAUGAGUUCGCUCUCAAGGAUUUGCCGCUCUUCCCAAUCACUAUUAACGGAAACAAGUUUCAACCAGACAAGAAUAUCGUGGGCACUUCAUCACAUUAUAUCCUUAUCCAGAGCUACAUGCCUCUUACGUUGGAACAAGAAAUCAAGUUGAAUGAUUUAGGCGAAUCAGAAGAUCCAAAGCCCAGCUUACAGCAGUAUUUCUCUAAGAAUGCGUAUCUUUACCGUUGGAACUCCACCAAUUUGGACAGGAUUAGGCUACUUGACUUCGUCGCCUAUGCUAAUGUCUUUCCAACCGAAUGCAAAAUGUCUCGAAGUUUACAAAGUAAACUACUGCAAAGACAUAAACCACAGCAAGUACAUAGUUCCUCAAAAAAACUUUGGGGAAUUGACAUUGUCUUUCAUGAUGAUGUCAAGCCCAAGGAACUAGAAAGUUCCAUCAUAGAGGCUGCACACUUAGACUCGAUCACGUUCGAGUAUGGCUUACAUAAACUUCGUUGUAAAGUUCAAGAAAGAUACUUGGGAGCUUUAUGUAAAAUAGAUGAUGUUCGGAUCAUAGAGGAGGUCCCUCGAUGGGGCUUACGAGAUAAUUCAGCCAGAACGAUUCUUGGAAUUGGGAUUCAUUACAUGGAGCUGGGCUCGAUGGAUGGCAAAGGAGAAAUUGUUGCCGUUGCAGACACUGGAUUUGACAAAGGAGAACGCGAUGAUGUUCAUCGGGCGUUCGAAAACCGGGUUGAAGAGAUCUGCGUAUGGCCCCCCCAAAACGCCCAAAAUGCCCGAGACGCCCGAGAUACUAACGGCCACGGAACUCACGUCUGUGGCCUCGUGCUCGGCAAUGGCUUAAUAAAUGGAGACAGGAUUCAAGGCGCCGCGCCGGAUGCACGUCUUUUGGUUGAAUGUCUAGGCCCGAGUCUCAAACGUAAGCUAAAUAGCCUUAGUGAGCUAUUCCAGCACUCCUAUGACAAAGGAGCGCGGGUCCAUAAUAACUCAUGGGGCACGAUCUGGCAAGGAGUUCAGUACCAAUACAAUCACAGCGCAGAAGAGAUAGACGAAUUCAUAUGGGAAAAUAAAGAUAUGGUCAUAUGCAUCGCCGCUGGUAAUGAUGGAGAACAGCAAUGCGACAGCCAGAUUGGAACCGAAGCAUCCUCUAAGAACUGUAUUACUUCGUGGGCCGACUGUCGAACAUCGGAUCAAACCCGAUGUGGUGGCACCGGGGGUGACGGUUCUCUCGACCACAUCUAG
This is a messenger RNA of Daldinia childiae, 1368 nucleotides long. Its product is annotated as Serine protease/ABC transporter B family protein tagC. Gene Ontology annotation, molecular function: serine-type endopeptidase activity. NCBI's taxonomy places the organism in Eukaryota, Fungi, Ascomycota, Sordariomycetes, Xylariales, Hypoxylaceae. Bases 1 to 1368 code for a protein of 455 amino acids. The record is from RefSeq and is a predicted model, not a curated record. Gene Ontology annotation, biological process: proteolysis. The transcript has 2 exons.